Messenger RNA from Cornus florida, 1514 nucleotides. RefSeq names its product phosphoribulokinase, chloroplastic-like. Gene Ontology annotation, biological process: carbohydrate metabolic process. Lineage: Eukaryota; Viridiplantae; Streptophyta; Magnoliopsida; Cornales; Cornaceae. The record is from RefSeq and is a predicted model, not a curated record. The transcript has 5 exons. Gene Ontology annotation, molecular function: phosphoribulokinase activity; ATP binding. Bases 68 to 1258 code for a protein of 396 amino acids. Gene Ontology annotation, cellular component: cytoplasm; chloroplast.
CACAUCAAGUCCUCUCCUCUCUCCCUCCCUCCCUCUCCCUCUCCCUCUCCCUCAAAAUCCUCUGAAAAUGGCAACUGUGUGUAAAGUCUACACAGUCCAAACCCUCAAUUCAACAUGUUCAAUCUCCACACCCACAAAAACCCACUUGGGUUAUCCCCAAAAACUAGUUUUCUACAACAAGAAGACCAAAAUAACAUGCUCUGUUGAUGACAAGACUGUGGUGAUUGGUUUGGCAGCUGACUCCGGCUGUGGGAAGAGCACUUUCAUGAGGAGGUUGACAAGUGUGUUUGGAGGGGCUGCUGAGCCACCAAAGGGAGGGAAUCCAGACUCCAACACACUCAUAAGUGACACCACCACUGUGAUUUGUUUGGAUGAUUAUCACUCACUUGAUAGGACUGGAAGGAAAGAGAAGGGAGUGACUGCACUUGACCCCAGAGCCAACAAUUUUGAUCUCAUGUAUGAGCAGGUCAAGGCUCUCAAGGAGGGAAUUGCUGUUGACAAACCUAUUUAUAAUCAUGUCAGUGGUCUCUUGGACCCUCCUGAGAUCAUCAAGCCCCCCAAGAUCUUAGUCAUUGAAGGAUUGCACCCUAUGUAUGAUGAGCGUGUAAGAGACCUCUUGGACUUCAGUAUCUACUUGGAUAUCAGCAAUGAAGUUAAAUUUGCAUGGAAAAUACAGAGAGACAUGGCGGAACGAGGUCACAGCCUUGAAAGCAUAAAAGCUAGCAUUGAAGCCCGAAAGCCAGACUUUGAUGCUUACAUUGAUCCACAAAAGCAACAUGCAGAUGCCGUGAUUGAAGUGUUGCCAACCCAACUCAUUCCCGGGGACAACGAGGGGAAGGUUCUGAGAGUUAGGUUGAUAAUGAAAGAAGGAGUGAAGUUUUUCAGUCCAGUUUAUCUGUUUGAUGAAGGCUCUACCGUCUCAUGGAUACCCUGUGGUAGGAAGCUCACUUGCUCUUACCCUGGCAUCAAAUUCUUCUACGGCCCUGACACCUAUUUCGGCCAUGAGGUGUCCGUGUUGGAGAUGGAUGGACAAUUCGACAGAUUAGACGAGCUGAUCUACGUCGAAAGCCAUCUAAGCAACAUCUCCACCAAAUUCUACGGCGAAGUCACCCAACAAAUGUUGAAGCACGCAGAUUUUCCGGGCAGCAACAAUGGGACUGGUCUCUUCCAAACCAUAGUCGGAUUGAAGAUCAGAGACCUCUACGAGCAACUUAUCGCUAGCAAGGCUGCAGCUCCACUGCAAGCCACUAAAGCCUGAAAAGAUUAAGCCAAGGCUUAUCAACUCAUCUAAAAAUCAUUCUUCUCCUUCAGCCUUUCCCCUAAAUUUUCUCUAGAUUUUAUUUUCCACUCCCACUUUCUUGUUCGAGUGUUAGACUAUUCCUUGUAAGAAUGAUGAAACACUCCAUAGGUAUCUAUUUCCAAUUGGAAUUCUGUGGAGACUUGUAAUAUAGAGAAGCAAAAUCAGAAAUGACAAUCAAGUUCAGAAGUUCAAGAAACAUUUUUACCUUUUGGCA